AUAUGGGUCUACAAAGGAUUUAUUGCAUAUAAUGAUGACAUUAAAUUACCUGUAGAAAUAGGUACAAAUACCAAGGUAUUGCAUAUAAUUGGAUUAUUUUAACAGAAUAUAUGUAUAAGCUGUGUAAGCUGUAUUCUUCCACAAAGUGUUGUCAGCCGGCCGGAUAUCAAUUGAACUUGUGACCCGAGACACUACGUCACAUUUGGAGUGAGGGCCCGCACAGCGCUGGGAAUAAUACAGCAGCCGAGAUUGAAGUUCAAGUGACUACUUUUGUAACCAUAUUUGGGCAUAAUCCGGGACUCAGUCUUUAAUUGUAGUAUAAAACCCCAAGGACUGACGCCCCAAGUGCUUUUAGAUCAUUCAACUAGCUGAGACUACUUGUAUGUCAGUCUAAUAGUCGGUACUGCCCGUAGCUUAGGCAGAUAACCACUUCUACGUUUCCAGCAAGAUCCUGUAAUACAUUUGUUAGUAAUAAAACUUCAUUUAUAUUACAACUGCUGAGAGGUACACCCCAUUCUGCCUCCCAAGGGAUCCGCUCGCCCAAGGCCAACCUUAUCCCUCAACCGCGGGAUACAACAACUGGUGUCAGGUGUGUGGGGUGAUUAGCAGCCAGACGAGGAUCACCUGGAACGUCGAAGGAGGAGGAGGAAGAGUCUACCAGCCAGGAGAACUUCCUACUCAUAACAGUUGGUAAGACCCAUCUGUUCAGUGGCUCAUUAACUGGGCACUUGCAGUUCUUCUAAAGGAAGAACAAGGGAUUGGAAUCGAACAGCGUACUAGAGGUGAAGAAAGAGGAGCCUCAUUAGUGUGGGAAUUGUGCAAGAAGGUAGUCAGCAGUCUCUGCAGAGGGGUGGAGACGAGAAGAAGACGAUUUUUAGUGUUGCUUCGAUAAGCUAUUCCUAAGAUAGAAAUUUACAAGUUACAGGAACGGCGGAGCUGAGAAGGAGCAGAUAACAGAUAGGCGAAGGGUGAACGACCGAGAGACUUCGAGGGGAACCAGAGGACGAGCCAGCUGUGAGAGAGGAAGAAGGACCAGCUACACCAGAUAAACUUCCAUUAUCAUCAACGAUGCAGUAUAGGAAGACAUGGAUCAUAGCAGUAUGGAUCGUUUGGUCAUGGGGAAUCUGGGAAACAAAUGCCUCAACUGAAGACCUUGGAUACGCCGUAGAUCGAUAUGAUGAAUCACCAGGGAUAUAUUACGAACAUCUAGGAGAAGUUAACUUGUUUAAUACAGAAUGGAAAACAGUGGUAUACUUAGACAUAAAGGAUACAGACCAAAAAUCAGAUAAAAUAGGAGAAUACAUAGAACACAUAAGCAAAUUAUGCUUGACCACUUCAAUUAGAAAUUGGACAAACUGUAACCGUUUCGAAAACAUAGCGAGAGAUAGACUGAGUCAGAUUAGAGGAAGCGAAAGGUUGUUAAAAGACUUGAUAGGAAGCAAUCCUAGUCACCGUAGGAGACGUCGAGGAGUUUUUAACUUUAUUGGCGAAAUUAGUAAGGUUCUGUUUGGCACAAUGGAUUCGGACGACGCUGAGUACUAUAAUGAACAAAUCAAACGAUUCGAGGAAAACUCGGAGGAUGUAACAGACUUAAUGAAGCAACAAUUAUCGAUUGUCAAGGCUUCGUUGGGAACUUUUAAUGAAACAAUAUCCGAUAUGGAAUAUAAUAAUAACCUUAUCAAAAGAGGAUUGACCGAAUUAAAAACUUAUAUGGAGAAAUUUAUAGGAGAAACCGAAGCUAGACUGGACCUAAUAUCGAUUAAGAUUAAUAUAGAAAGUCACAUUGCUCAAGUUAACAAUGCCUUGAAUGCUAUGCAAAGAAAUCUUGAUUUACUAAUAGAAAGUAUAUUGAAUGCACAGAAAGGAGUGUUGCAACCACAAAUUGUUUCCCCUAGCUUAAUUCUUGAGAGUUUGAAGAAGAGCAUUCCGUAUUUUCCCGAAGGUACACUGACACCAUUUUCCUUAAGCAAAGACUCGAUCAGUAUGAUUUAUAAAUUAUCUGAUGUACAUGUAUACAUAAAUAAGGAUAUAUUAGGGUAUGUAAUAACCCUACCGCUGGUGAAUAAGAGUGUUUUUAAGGCAUUAAAACUAAUACCUCUUCCCAUAGCCAAGGACAAAUUCAAGUUUGUGUACAUUGAGACAGAGAAUUCAAUAUUGUAUGUGGACGAAACUAGACAAUAUUAUUUCACCACCAGCAGAGAGGAACUGGACAAAUGUAAGUUAAUGAAAGCAAGUUCAUUUGUAUGUAAACAGAGUCAACCCCUACUAAAUAGUCACCUGAGAGAAUCUUGUGUAGUAAAAUUGUUACAGCCCAGGAGAACUAUACCUCAGAGUUGUGAUACCCGAUUAGUGUCUAUCACGCACCCGGUGUGGACACAACUGGAGAGGCGAAAUGAGUGGAUAUACUUUAUCCCAUCUAGCGAUAGUGUGACGAUUGUGUGUCCCAACAAGGAACCAGUGGAAGUGUUGCUCACUCACACUGGGAAGCUAGAAAUUCAAGCAGGGUGUAAAGGUUACACAAAAACAGCAUUAUUAUCAACAGUAAAGGAAAUUAAGGUGAACGAUUCCAGAAAGGGAGGAGACCUACUAUCAAAGGUAGACGCCGAAUUUGAAUGCUGUGAACAAUUAGGCUCUCACCUCAACCUGAGCCAUAUAGAUUUAGAUAUGAAAUUCAAACAUAUAGUUAAUCAUGUAGAGGACUUAAAAUUCGCUAGUUUUAAGAUUUCUGAACUGGAAAAGUUAGCCAGAGAGCAUGAAUGGAAGAGCAGGUAUGCUCAGUACCAUAACACGUAUUCAGUGUUAGCAUAUAUUUUUGCUAGUGUAUUGAUGAUAUAUGUACUGUAUAAGCUAGUGAGGUGUGUAUUACCUCGUUUUAAAGCAAACACUGCCCUAAGAGCGAUCGCUGCCUCCACCACAGAACGUUUGGGUCUCACCACAGAGUCAAACGGAAGGGGCAACAUAGUAAACAUUAAUAUUAAAACCAGCAGCGAAAGCAUUGCAAGUAACCCAGAAGAUAUCCCACUUCGAACUCUACCGGAGGUUACCAACCUCAGAGAAACCGGAGAAGUUCGCAGAUCAACAAGAAGUAGAUCUGCAAAAUCACAUUUCUAAAUUCAGUUAAAGUGUAAAUUCUGCAAAAUCACAUUUCUAAAUUCAGUUAAAGUGUAAAUUCUGCAAAAUCACAUCUCUAAAUUCAAUUAAAGUGUAAAUUGAAUUUUUUCCUAAGGGGGAGGUGUUGUAUAUGGGUCUACAAAGGAUUUAUUGCAUAUAAUGAUGACAUUAAAUUACCUGUAGAAAUAGGUACAAAUACCAAGGUAUUGCAUAUAAUUGGAUUAUUUUAACAGAAUAUAUGUAUAAGCUGUGUAAGCUGUAUUCUUCCACAAAGUGUUGUCAGCCGGCCGGAUAUCAAUUGAACUUGUGACCCGAGACACUACGUCACAUUUGGAGUGAGGGCCCGCACAGCGCUGGGAAUAAUACAGCAGCCGAGAUUGAAGUUCAAGUGACUACUUUUGUAACCAUAUUUGGGCAUAAUCCGGGACUCAGUCUUUAAUUGUAGUAUAAAACCCCAAAGACUGACGCCCCAAGUGCUUUUUAGAUCAUUCAACUAGCUGAGACUACUUGUAUGUCAGUCUAAUAGUCGGUACUGCCCGUAGCUUAGGCAGAUAACCACUUCUACGUUUCCAGCAAGAUCCUGUAAUACAUUUGUUAGUAAUAAAACUUCAUUUAUAUU
Cryptotermes secundus is the source of this 3730-nucleotide messenger RNA. RefSeq lists its product as uncharacterized. The record is from RefSeq and is a predicted model, not a curated record. The transcript has 2 exons. Bases 1069 to 3111 code for a protein of 680 amino acids. NCBI's taxonomy places the organism in Eukaryota, Metazoa, Arthropoda, Insecta, Blattodea, Kalotermitidae.